AUUUGACUAUUGCGCAUUUAGUCAUCGUAAACUGUUCAACAAGGAAAGGAUCACAAUCCACGGGAAGUGUUUGGAAGAGAUAGUGUCCGAGGAAGUAAGGUUACGUGUGCUUAUCUUAGUGCCGAGAGAACUGUUUUUUUUUUUUUUUUUUGGAAACUAUAUAGAAACCUGGCUGGACAGAGACACUGCCAAUUUAAUCGGUUAUCUCGCAUCAAUGCGGGAUGAAAUAAUAGCAGAUCAAAAUCGAUUGUAAGCCGACGGCUUAACUUCGAGCGUCCGUACUCAGUUUCAGUGUAAACUAGUCGGUCGUCGAGUGUGUUGUCGGAAAGAAAGACAGUGUUGAAAUACAUUAUUUUUCUCCGACACCUAAUUUUUUCGAAUCAAAGAGAAAAUAAUUGAAAAAAAAAGAAAUCUUCCGAUUCAACGACAACCUAUUAAUUCAAUGCAUCAUCUCUAACCUUUUUUUUAAGUGUUAUUUUCACUUUUCCUUUCCUCAUGUAUAUCAGAUGGAAGUGAUUGAUAAAUGAUCACGACUGAAGAUCUAGAUAACACGUGACAUUAAAAAAAAAAAAAUUUUAUAUGCUACUCAAAUUGAAAUUUCACAAUUUUAAUAUUAAAAUUUGAAAUUUAUUUUUUGAAAAAAAUUUUUUUCUCUUAAAGGGGAAAAUAUAAGAUCUCGGCGAAAUUUUUGCCGAGGUCAGUGAAUUAUAUAUAUAUAUAUAUAUUUUGUUAAAAUCAACAUUCAAUAAAAAUGUCAUCGGCAUGUGUGGCAAACUGUACAAAUCAAGAAUUAUUUCAUGAUAAUUUAAUUGAAGAUUAUUGGUCAUCAUGGAAUGUGGCUAUGGAUUAUUUUGAAUAUCAACCAUGGUUUUUCUCCUUAUUAGGUAGUUUUAUGGUUGGUCUCUCGGGUGUUCUUCCUUUGUUAAUUAUUCCCAUUGAAGCAGGGACAAAUUUAAAAAAUGGAGCAGGCGCAGGUACGCUUAAAUUGCUUUUAAGUUUUGCUGUUGGAGGUUUGCUUGGAGAUGUAUUUUUACAUCUCUUGCCAGAAGCAUGGGCCAGUAAAACUCUUGCACAAGCUCACAAUAAUAAUAGUCAACUACCAUGUGGACUUUGGGUAUUGUUCGGUUUUCUAGUCUUCAUUGUUGCUGAGAAAAUGUUUAUCAAUGAAGGUGAAAAUAAUUCUAACGAGAUGGAGGAGAAAAAAGAAAUAAAAUCAACUGACGAUUAUCUUUUCAAAAAGGUCAAAGAAUUUGAGAAUAAUAAUUUUCUCACAUCAUCCGAUAAUGAUAUUAUAACAAAAUUAAAAAAUACAUCAGAGAAUCAACAUCCAUCAGUUGUGGAAUUAAAAUUAAAUUUCAAUAAAUUAUUUAACGGUUAUAAAACAACGACAAAAAAUGGAAUUCUCAUAUAUCCACAAAAUGAAAUUGUUUCAAAUAUUAUCAAAAAAAAUGGAUUUAAAUCUUGCAAUGAUAUUUUAACUAAUGAAUAUUAUACGAAUGGUUUUGUAUCACUCUCGUCAAAAUGUUCAAAUGAAUUUGAUUUAAUUAAAAAAUAUAAAAAAAAUGAAAUAAAAUUAGAAGAAAAAAUUGAAAAACCAAAACAUAUUUCGGGAUAUUUGAAUUUAAUGGCAAAUUGUAUUGAUAAUUUUACACAUGGCUUGGCAGUUGGUGGUUCAUUUUUAAUUUCAUUUCGAUUGGGCGCCCUCACGACAUUUGCAAUUCUUGUUCAUGAAAUACCACAUGAAGUUGGAGAUUUUGCAAUUUUAUUGAGAAGUGGUUUUAGCAGGUGGGAUGCAGCAAAAGCACAAUUAAUCACAGCAAGUGGCGGAAUUUUUGGUGCUAUGGUUGCUGUUAUUUGCAGUGGAAACAGUGUUGAGUCAAGAACUAGUUGGAUUCUUCCAUUUACAGCAGGAGGAUUUUUACACAUUGGUUUGGUAUCAGUUUUACCAGAGUUGCUCAAAGAAACAAAUCCCAAAGAAUCUUUAAAACAAUUGGGUGCUCUACUCGCUGGUAUAACAAUUAUGGCAUUUUUGACUAUAAUUUGCGACUAAAAUCAGUGUAAAUAUAAAUUUUUUUUUUUUUUUAAAUUCAAAUUUGUAAUUUUCUACUAAUGUGUCCUGACACAGUGAAAUAUAAAUUAAAAUUCGACAUUUCGUCAGGUGAAAUAAAAUACCCUGCGCUAGAAAUUUUUUUUUUUUUGUUUAAUUGUAAAUCUAGCAAAAAUCAGGGUAUUAGGAAGCAAUUUAAAAUUAUGCAUUUGGCGAUAAUAGAUUUAUAUUCACGUCGGAACAAGAGAAAAAAAAAUCUUGUUCAAAAAAAAAAAAAAAAACGAAAUUAAUUAUUUAAUUAUAAACAAGGCCAGUAUUUGCUGCUUUUAAAAUCAUUUUGAUAAUGAAAGCAAAAUAAAAAAAAAAAAAACACUCCAAAGAUAUUAUGAGCGGCUUCCACUUUAUCCUUAAUUUGGAGAGAAAAGAAAAACAAAUGUUAUUUUGCAGGAAAAGUCAGUUUUUUCGCGCACAGGAAAAAUGGAAAUUAAAAAUUAAUGUAUGUAUAUGUAAUUUUUUUCACAGUAUUAUACAUGCAUAUUUUUUUAAAUUCCUCCUAAGGCUGUAAAUAGUAGGUUCGCAAAAGAAAAAAAAAAAAAAAAAAAAAAGUGAGGGCGAACAGAAUUGGAUCGAACUUAAUAUAUUUUUUUAAAUA
Molecule: messenger RNA, 2699 nt
Organism: Leptopilina boulardi
Lineage: Eukaryota; Metazoa; Arthropoda; Insecta; Hymenoptera; Figitidae
Gene: Zip99C
Product: zinc transporter ZIP13 homolog
Exons: 4
Coding region: 752-2050 (432 amino acids)
Biological process (GO): intracellular zinc ion homeostasis; zinc ion transmembrane transport
Cellular component (GO): membrane
Molecular function (GO): zinc ion transmembrane transporter activity
Source: RefSeq, a predicted model, not a curated record